AUGAAAUGGCAUCCAAGGACUUUAUCAUUAUCCUGCCCCAUCACGCAAUCUGGUCUGAAAGAGGAGGAUGUGCUUGUGGAAGUGUCCACGUGCGAGCUGCAGGUGCACGUGCAGGGCAAGAAGCUGGCAGACAUGAGCGGCAUGCUCUGUGGGAGCAUCCGCCAAAAUCUCUCCUGGUGGAGGCUGCGACGCGAGGUCGCAAGGCGGAUGAACUGUGGCGUAGACGAGGCCCACGAAAGGCUGACUCUCGAGGUGGAGCUGGCAAAGACCACUCACAAAAGCUGGCCUGAUGUGUGGCACAAGAAGGAGAUGAAGCAUCCCGAUGCCCGGUCGGGCUACCCGUGGACACCAGCCAUGGAGGCUGCUCAGGACACCAAGCGCGCUGCCAGAGUGCCCUUGGCCCAGGGGCCUCUGCAGCGCUCGAGGGCCACGGAGGAAGGUGCCAUGCCAGGCUUUUUAUUUGCUCCUGAUGAUCUCUGCAUCGGCAUCGACACAUUGCAGGACAGCAAGACGAUCACAGUCCGGAUUCACUUUGAGACCGAAGCACUCCACGUCGUCCAGAAGAUCAUGCCGCUGGAAGAACUCUUUGCUGCGGAUAUCCUGGAUGAUCGCAUCAAUAUCUUCCUGCAGGGUGACGAGCAGAAUCCCAUUCUCUGGGCAGGACUUUCGGGAAGGUGCAUUCCGAAGUCGACUACCUGGGCGCUGACGACCUGCGACAGUUUCCGAAACCGGCAGCGCAACCCCAGUGCCCCAGGCCACGCCUUGGCAAUCGUGCUGAAAAAGCACAAGGAUUACUAUGGCUCCUGGCCUCAGCUCUUCUCAACCUGUGUCCAGCAUCCCUUGAUGUUGAAGAAUUACGACGAGCUGGAGGACUUGUUGGAGGCUCUACGGGGAGACGAGGAGGAUCGACGCCGCCUGACCGCUGAGCAGCGACGGAGCUGUGAGCGGCAGCUGUCCGAGUGGAAGGAGGAGCGAUUCGAGGGCUUGCCGGGCGCGGCGCUGCUGCCCAGGCAACGUGAGGAGGCCUUUGACACCUUGCAAUUCGAGCUUUCCGCCCAGGGCUCCAAGUGUGACAGUCGCGACAAUGGCAAAAUGAAGAGUACUUUCGGCAUGAAGGGUCGGUGCCAAGACCAGAACGAGCUGGAGUACGUAAAUCCAGCUGGUGCUGCCGACGUGUUGUAUAUAUACCCCAAGGAGGAUCACAACAGCGCCUUUUCACUAUGCUCCUCGGGUACAAUCGACCCAAGCGUGUGCUACCGCCUCGUCCACAUGGCUCAUCACUACUCCGUGCAUUUUGUGCGCGUGGCAUCGGUGCAAGAAGCGAUUGCCUUCGUAAAAGGGAUGCCCAGCAAUGUGAGGCUUAAGCAUGUCGUCCUGGGUGGACAUGGCGAUCCACGCACUCUGGCGUGGGGAAGCGAGGACACUGAGAGUGACACGGUGAUGCCCGAGUUGCGGGUAGACGAACCUGCGACGCGGGAGUUGCUCGAUGCUCUCUACCCUCACCUCACCGUUGAUGGUACAGAAAGAACACGUUCCACCGUCUUCUUGGAUGCAUGCCUGAAUGGCAGGCCGGUGGCAGACAAGAACAUGCUCCAAUUCGUCGCUCACCGGCUUGCAGGCGCCGAGGUCUUCGCUUCGAAAAUUUCCUUUGACAACAGUCAGUUUGUGCUCGACAACUACCUUCACUUCAACGCACAGAUUAUCGACGGGAAGCAGGACAAGAUGGUCAGUGCCAUCUUCCACCCGGGCCUCCGCGCAUUGCAUUUUCAUCCGAACCGAGUUUGCAAGAAAAAAGAGCUGGUCAUGGCGCAAACCAUGGAACUUUGUGCUGAGUUGUGUCAGAAGGCCGGUGAUGACUGUGCUGCCUUCAUUUACUACCCCAAUGGCAACCAGCGAGUAACGCAGGUAUGCUUCCACAGCAAAAGAUGCGACAGCAUGAAAAGAUCGAAGAAGGGAGCCAUGGUCUUCACCAAGGAGACUGAGCAGGAAGACGAUAGCGAUGACUCGGACGAGGAAGACUAA
Messenger RNA from Symbiodinium sp. CCMP2456, 2022 nucleotides. Lineage: Eukaryota; Dinophyceae; Suessiales; Symbiodiniaceae. The record is from the annotation of a GenBank genome assembly.